GAUCUCGCCGCGACCGCCCGCAGCAGCGGCCAGAUCCAUCCACGUCCGGCGGCCCGCCUCGCGAGGAUCAUCCGUCCGCCGCUCCCCCACGACCCCGCGGACACGUCCCUCGUCGGAUCGUGGGUGUGUGCUCGCGUGCCCCGAGGCAUUUCCGGACGGCGGAGAGGAGCUCGGAGGCGAUCUGAGAGGGAGGGGCGCGCGGUCCCAUUUCGUGCACCUCUGGGCUGCGAUCCGUUCACCGGCUGCAGAUCCGCGAAGGGCUCGUCCGACCCGCCACUCUGACAAUUCGUCUGGCCAUGGAGACUCUGGUCAUCUCGCAGCAGCAGCAGCAGCGCAGCCACCACCACCACUCCGGCCGCCGGAGGAGGCCAUCGCCGCACUUCUCAUCGCCCCACCCCAUGCGCGGCUACCAGGCCGUCAACUGCCGCGCCUUCCACUCCAGCGUCAGCAUCGGCAUCCUGCCGUCCCCGCCCACGCCACCACCAUCACGCCCCACACGGAACUACUCCCCGGAGCCCAAGACCCCGAAGCAGCAGCAGCAGCUGCACAACGGGAAGAAGCGCAGCCGAGCUAUCCCCAUCACUCCAUCAGGGUCUCCUCCUGCCGGUCCCGAGCUCUGGGCCGGCCCGGCAUACUCCAACUCGCCGCCGCCCAGCUCACUGCCCAUACCCAAGUUCUCCUCCCUCCACCAGAAGCGCAGUGUCUCGCUCGAGUUGCCACCUGCUGACCGGUCCGAUCAUGUCGAGCUGCUUGUGCAUGCCAAGUCAGCACCUUCCACACCCACUGCCGGCUCAACUCUGGGCUUCUUUGGUGACGACGACACUGCCAUUGCGACGGAGAAUCUGAGGAGGAUCCUCCAUCUGGAUAUCGCCUAGCACUCAAUCAUGGGCGUCACCGUGUACAUAGGUCAUCAGCAGCUAACCUUGGUACUGUGUAUAGAGUAACUUAGAAUAGCAGCAGCCUUCCACCUAGGUUCUUCUUCAUCACUAGUACUACUGUUAGGUGGGUUAGCAAGCAUAUCAAGACUCGUUCGAAACUGCUGUCAGAAGGGUGUGGUGGUGGUGGUGGAGCCUAUUGGGGUGGAUGAGAACACAGCAGUUUCUGAGUCACCUUUGUAGCUUCUAGUCACCUCUAUGGUUCCAACUCUCUUUAGGUAUUAGAUCUUCAUUUCCAUUCAUCAUGAUCCCAUAGUGGUAGUAGUCUGCAUGAUCCUAGCUAGUAGGAAACUGCACCUGGCAGGGGUAGGGUAGUAAGGUAGUAUUGUUCUCUUGUCAGAUAACUGGAGUUUACACUCUGGUAUCUGUUCCUGUGCUACAGUCUAGGAUAUCUGCAUCUUAUAUUCUUCUGAUACAUACAUUCUGCCUCGCCAUCUUGACACUAUUCAUCCCGACUUCUCCGGUGCUCUGCAAAGAACACCAAGAUCUCUCCUCACUGGCUCUUCUGUAUUUUUUGAAUGAAGAGGCUCAGUGGUGAUUUCAACAAGUCCCCUCACUCAUCCGUCUACUAACUUCUAUCUCUGCACCUCCUCUCCCACCUCAGUUUGUUUCAUAUGUAGCGUGUCCAAUCCCCUCCCCUGCCAUGGAAUCUUCAUUUCACCCAUAAACUCAAGUUCAUCUAGCAGCAGGGAUGCGCUUCUUCUGUCACCCUGUAUAGUUCAUGGUCCCUGUUCAUGUUCAUGGAACAUGUUGAGGAUUCGGUUUCUGUUGGCAUGUUUGAUAAAGGAUGUGAGACUCCAGAUUUCAAAGACCUGCAAGAGUACAAGCAGUGAUAUGGUUUGCUUCUCCAGUGCAACAUCAUGGGACAUGUAUCUGGGGUUCAGAUUGCCUAAGCUCUAAAUCUAGGUUUGCUUCUCUGGUACAACUUCAGGGUACAUGUACCUGGGUUUCAGAUUUCCUAAGUUGUAAAUCUAGGUUCGCUUCUCCAGCGCAAUUUCAUGGUACAUGUACCUGGGGUUCAUAUUUACCGAAGUUUCAAUAAAUCUAGUUGCUUGUUUCCUUCGUAGUUAACAAGCAUCAGUUCAGUGCAGCAUAUGCUAGACUGAUCCUUUAAUGUAAUGCCUACUUGGCUAGCUUUUUCUGGUACUGUUUAAACUAAUCAGUAUAUGGUUAGUGGUGUUUCCCUUUAUUAGUAGAUGUUGCUGCUUUGUCAGCGUGCUGUUUCAGCACAAAAAAUGCUAGUCCUUUAUAUCAGUGUUAAUCAUGUGUCGUAAAAUCUUUGUUGUUGACCAUUGUGAAGACUAGUCAUGUUUUAUAAUCUAGUUAAACAGUUGGUUCUUAUGGCUCA
Molecule: messenger RNA, 2283 nt
Organism: Lolium rigidum
Lineage: Eukaryota; Viridiplantae; Streptophyta; Magnoliopsida; Poales; Poaceae
Product: extensin-like
Exons: 6
Coding region: 297-875 (192 amino acids)
Source: RefSeq, a predicted model, not a curated record